GAAAUUGCUUUUUUCCGAUUUGUUAGUUCUAUAAGUUCUAGUUGAAGUACAUUUUUCUUAAAAAAAAAAUAAAAAUCUGAUUGUUUUCUUUGAAUAAGAAACAAUUAACCAAUACUAUACUAUAAACAAUAAAUAAAAAGAAUACAAAAUGGGUGAAAUAUCAAACGAAGAACUGAGAACUAAAAUCAUUGACAUUUUAAAACAUUCUGGUAGCGAUCUUUAUGCUGUCACACCAAAAGGUAUACGAACGCAAUUGGAAAAAGACCUUGGAUUUUCGCUUUUAACUCAAAAGACAGCAAUCAAAGAGAUUGCCACCGAAGAGAUACAAAAACUAAGCAAGGAAGAAGAAGAUGAUGAAGAAUCAGAUGCUAAAGCAUCUGAAUCUUCGUCCGAAGAGGAAGUUGAGAAACCAAAACGAACACGUGCUUGUGCACCGGCUCGCAAAGCGCCUGUGAAAAGAAAGAGGAAAGCUGCCAAUGGCAAUAAUUCAGAUUCCGAUAAUGAUGGCGAUGAGGAUUACAAAUCAAAGAAAUCAGCCAAAAAGUCAAAUGGUCCCAGGAAAGGAACUGGUUUCACUCGUCCCUACACUUUGUCACCGCAGUUGUCAGCUCUAAUGGGCGCAGAGUCACUGCCACGCCAUGAAGUUGUCAAAAAGGUAUGGGCCAUCAUCAAGGAACGUAAUCUCUACGAUCCGAAGAACAAACAGUAUGCGAUCUGUGAUGCCGAGCUUUUGGAGGUCAUGAAAAUCAAACGUUUUCGUACCUUUGGAAUGCUCAAAUACUUGAAGCCCCAUUUCUUAGAUUAAAAGCCAUAAUCUAAAUGCUGGUGCUUAGAAUUUAGAAUCUAAUAGAACUCUAAAAAAAAAAACAA
Molecule: messenger RNA, 870 nt
Organism: Episyrphus balteatus (marmalade hoverfly)
Lineage: Eukaryota; Metazoa; Arthropoda; Insecta; Diptera; Syrphidae
Gene: Non2
Exons: 3
Coding region: 149-805 (218 amino acids)
Cellular component (GO): nucleus
Source: RefSeq, a predicted model, not a curated record